ACACUGACUCACCGUCGAAUCCUACGCAACCACAGUUUGGUAACACAUUACUGUUGGGUUAUCUCUCAUUGGGAAACUGUGAUUAGUUUGUGCCAGCUGCACUGCUGUAAGGUAAGAUGGAUUCUGUUAAUACUCAACUAAUUAGACACUGACUCACCGUCGAAUCCUACGCAACCACAGUUUGGUAACACAUUACUGUUGGGUUAUCUCUCAUUGGGAAACUGUGAUUAGUUUGUGCCACCUGCACUGCUGUAAGGUAAGAUAGAUUCUGUUAAUACUCAACUACUUAGACACUGACUCACCGUCGAAUCCUACGUAACUAGAUUUAGGUAACACACUGAUGUUGGGUUAUGUUUCAAUGUGAAACUGUGAUUAGUUUGUGCCACCUGCACUGCUGUAAGCCAGCCGACCUCUGAGAGAUGUCUGCAAGUGUUUUGCCUCUGAUCGGCGCCAUCGCUCUUCCCCUGGGUGGCGGCCAACUCGUGGACUAUAUCGUGGGCAGUGGAAGAAGUGCCUGGUCUCAGGCAUUGAAAGCGCCAUCCUGGAGACCUCCAGCGGUAGCUUUCCCAAUCAUCUGGUCUUCCCUCUACUGUGGGAUGGGCUACGCUUCCUACUUGGUUUGGAGUGAGGGUGGAGGGUUCACUGGACAUGCCAAGUUACCUCUGGCCAUGUACUGUCUGCAGCUAGGCUUGAACUUCGCUUGGACGCCCAUAUUCUUUUCAAUGCGCAGUUUAAAAGGGGCCCUGAUCGACAUUGCCUUGCUGGAUGUGGCUGUAGUAGGAACCACGUACCUCUUCUACCAGGUGACACCGAUGGCCGGCUACCUCAUGAUGCCGUACCUCGCAUGGCUAACAGCAGCUACCGCUCUCAACUAUGCCAUAUGGAGGGACAACCCCGCCCCCUCAGACCUCAGCAAGGGCGACUAGCGACUUCUUGCAUCUCAGUGACGUGCCAACACAGCAAUCACUCAACGCCAACUUUGAGAUUCCUAGUGAACUCGACUACUUAUAAAAAGUUCUGGUAGAAAGUUAUGAUUCAAAUAAUUUGUGAUCAAUAUUUUGACGACAUUUUUAAAAACUUUUAGGACUAUUAACGUUUCAAAUUUAUUUGCAAGUUUUUUAGGAAGUUUCCUAAGUCACAUUUGAAAAACAUGUAAUACAGACUCGUUACAAAAUGUAAUAGACUCAUUCAUACACAAAUUCAUUACCACUCCAUCUGCCCUCCAAGACCCACCCCAACUAACCCAUCUCUGACAUCUUUUCUAGAAAUCGAGCUUUCAGUUUCGACUCGCAACUGACUUAAUAUUUCUAAAAGAAUUCCAUGCUAGGCAAGCAGUAAUGAAAAUGAUUUUUUAAAUUGAGGUUCCAUGGAAUAAGAAGCAAAGGGGGUUUAUAGUAAACUAAGACUACAAUUAUAUAAAUUCAUGCACAACAUUACCACCUGAACUGUAGAAGUUUAACAUAAGCGAGAUUACCACCUGACCUCAAGAAGCGGUAACAUAAGCAAGAUUACCAGCUGAUUCGUAGAAGCCAUAACAUAAGCAAGACUACAACUUGACCUGUGGAAGCCGCAACAUAAGCGAGAUUAUCACCUGACCUGUACAAGCAGUAACACAGUAUUUACAACUGUUCUUUGAGUGCUAGUUAGGGCCUUUUUAUAUGGGGUAUUUUUUAUGGUGUAUUUUUUAACA
Molecule: messenger RNA, 1690 nt
Organism: Homalodisca vitripennis (glassy-winged sharpshooter)
Lineage: Eukaryota; Metazoa; Arthropoda; Insecta; Hemiptera; Cicadellidae
Product: translocator protein-like
Exons: 5
Coding region: 420-926 (168 amino acids)
Cellular component (GO): membrane
Source: RefSeq, a predicted model, not a curated record